This is a messenger RNA of Syngnathoides biaculeatus (alligator pipefish), 2051 nucleotides long. RefSeq names its product neutrophil cytosolic factor 1 (gene ncf1). Gene Ontology annotation, biological process: superoxide anion generation; respiratory burst. Bases 57 to 1310 code for a protein of 417 amino acids. Gene Ontology annotation, cellular component: NADPH oxidase complex; cytoplasm. The record is from RefSeq and is a predicted model, not a curated record. Lineage: Eukaryota; Metazoa; Chordata; Actinopteri; Syngnathiformes; Syngnathidae. The transcript is spliced from 11 exons. Gene Ontology annotation, molecular function: phosphatidylinositol binding; superoxide-generating NADPH oxidase activator activity; protein binding.
AAUACAUAUAAGGUCUCUGCAGCCUCUCACAUCAGUUGGUCUUCAUCCAUCCCAUAAUGGAGGACGUCUACAUCCGACACGUGAAGCUGCUCGGCUUUGAGAAACGCUUUUACCCCAGUCAGCACUAUGUCUACAUGCUGAUGGUGAAGUGGAGCGACCUCUCGGAGAAACUCAUCUUCAGGACAUACCCUGAAAUCUACACUUUCCACAAAACCCUGAAAGAGAUGUUUCCUAUCGAAGCCGGCCAAAUAGAAAAAAGCGAUCGAAUCAUUCCGUCGUUGCCAGCCCCGCGGUGGAUGGAGAGCCAAAGGUCUCGGGAGAGCAAGCAGAGCACGUUGACCGGCUACUGCCUGUCGCUCAUCGCGCUGCCGCCGCACAUCUCGCGCUGUGCUCACCUCAACGUCUUCUUCAAAGUGCGACCGGAGGACGAAAAUCCGCCGGCUCCCAACACAGGGAAAAAAAGUGAAGUCUUCUUGGAGACCAAAGUCAACAACAACAUAUCUGAGAUUUCCGGGCCCAUCAUACUGGACUCGUACAGAGCGAUAGCAGACUUCACCAAGACGUCCAAACACGAGCUUAACCUGCGCACGGGAGACUUGGUAGAAAUUGUGGAGAAAAAACAGAAUGGUUGGUGGUUCUGCCAGUGUGAGACUAAACGGGGUUGGGCGCCUGCCACUUAUCUGGAACCCCUGGAUGGACCUGAGGAGGCAGAGGACGUGGAGCCAAAUUAUGAAGGAGAAUUACACGUCACAGUCCGAGCAUAUAAGGCGGAGACGAACGAUGAGAUCUCACUGGAAAUGGGAGAAACCAUUGAGGUCAUUCACAAGCUUUUGGAUGGCUGGUGGGUUGUCAGGAAAGGCGAGGAAACAGGUCACUUCCCCUCCAUGUUUCUGCACAAAGCAGGCAAAGGAGCCAAAUAUGAAUAUGAUGCUAAGCAACCGGAGGGACAGAAACCUCCUCCUCGCAGGUCCACCAUUAAGAAUGCCAAGAGCAUCCACGGGCGAGCCCGACAGAGCCUCAGCCAGGAAGCCUACCGCAGGAACAGCCGCCGAUACCUGCAGCAGAAGGGCGGACGCCCCACCCCCUCAACCCGGAAAUCCAACAUCCUGGAAAAGUCGCCCCUGAGGGAGCGAAAAAAUCAAGGGAACAUUCCUGAGCAACAGAGCUUCAGUUCCGGGAGCAAGCUGAAACCAGAGGCCCCGGUGAUCCCUCCGCGACCAAGCCCCGAGCUCAUCCUGGAACGCUGCACCGACAACACCCGCAAAAAAGUCAGCAUCCGCAACGCAGGAACCAAAAGCAACACCAGCUAGUGCGGAACCUUGGCUGGCGUUCCCCAAGGUUCCCCCCUGCACCCCUUGCCGCUCUGACAAGUUAUCUCUUUUGAGCUAAUUUAUUUAAUACUUGAUCAGUUAUGGUCAAGGAUUCCUGAUUGUGAAGCCACUGGGGAAUCAUUGCAUUUUAUCAUCUUUUGUUUGUAAAACUACUUGAAAAUUGUACAUAAACAACUUUGCAGUGAUUCCCAACUGUGUGCUACAUUCAUAACAAUCAUCCAAUGUGUCUCAUUUUUUUUUUUUAACUAUAUACUAUAUGCCAGCAAUGUAUAGUGACAGGCAGAACAUCUAAAGGCUUUUCCGCUAGAUAUUGAUAUUUUUGUCUGGUGGUGUGAUGUGAUGUUUUCGUCCCCCAUGUAAAACAUGUGCCUUGGCACAGCAACGGUUGGGAAACACAGUGGAUGACGCGAUAUUAUUGCAUAAAGCUUUUACCUCUGAGCUUCAGCGUCAGUGGCACCUUUUUCACAGUUGCUCCCAUUGCAAAACAAAGUCAAUAAAGUUGCCAUUGUUCCUUCAAACGCGUUCAAGCAUGAUUACGCGUUACUCACAAAAACGUUCUGAAUAGUCGGGCGGAAUUUCUCGCUAAACUGGAAAAAAAAAAACGUUUUAUGACUACAGUAUGAACAAAACUUGAAUUCGCUUAGCAUUUAAAUGUCCAGCUGUUCAAUUUUUCAGUAUUUUUGCACAACCUGCUGUUCUCAAACAAUGACUUGGAAGUGU